This is a messenger RNA of Besnoitia besnoiti, 1263 nucleotides long. Its product is annotated as transcription elongation factor A TFIIS. The record is from RefSeq and is a predicted model, not a curated record. Gene Ontology annotation, molecular function: zinc ion binding; nucleic acid binding. Gene Ontology annotation, cellular component: nucleus. Lineage: Eukaryota; Apicomplexa; Conoidasida; Eucoccidiorida; Sarcocystidae. The transcript has a single exon. Gene Ontology annotation, biological process: DNA-templated transcription. Bases 1 to 1263 code for a protein of 420 amino acids.
AUGGAAGGGAGCGGAACGCCAGCUCGAGGCGCCGUUGUGACGGCUGACCUCGUCGAAGGUUGCUUAAGAUCUGCUCAUGCAGAACCGCACGCGGGCAGCGCUGCUGCAUUGCAGGGUAGCAAUCCCGUAAGCGAGAGAAGGGCGUCUGAAUGUGGAACCACGAGCGCCGUCGAGCUGGUGACAUGUUCUUCGUUGCAACGGAUCGAACGGAUCCUCGAGUUAAAGAAAGUCAUUGAUCGUGCAAAAGCGGAACUAGAGACGGGCUCGCAGGCUUCGGCAUCAGGAGGAUCUAGUCAGGGGGUGACGUCCACUUCCUCUGAAGUGAUGCGGGUUGUGGAUGCGCUGGCGGUCCUUGAUCGCGUAGAGAUGACUCGAGAUGUUCUGGCUAAAACUCGCAUCGGCGUGUCCGUGGGCAAGCUGCGAACGCAUCCAGAUAUGCAAAUUCGUUCAAGGUGCACGCAACUAGUUCAGAAGUGGAAGGCAGGGAUAACCGCGACGAGUUCUUCAGGCAAGGAUAGCGGGGCAGCAACCCGGCCGGGGCAGAAUGGCGGCUGCAGCCGAGGAAACUCACCAGCAUCACCGUCGAAGGCCGGAGCUGCUGUGGAGAAAGAACCCGCGGGAUUGCGAAAGGCAGCAGCCCAGGAUGAUAGCAGCUCGCAAGGUGUCGCUGGUGGGGCCGCCCCGGAAAACCAUUCGACACUGGAGGGCUACCCGGGCCCAGCGUCCGGUGACGCUGUCCGUGAUAGGGCUCGCGGAUUUCUGUGGAGAGCGCUCGUCCAGGGGAUGCAAACAGGGAGAAAUGCGGGAGCAGAUAAGUCCCGCGAAACUGCGCGUGUAGCUGCGGAAGUAGAGAAAGCCUUGUGGCAGGAAUACUGCGUGAAGCGAAAGAGUACCAAGGAAUACAAUAUGCAAUUGAAGACGCUGAAAUGGAAUUUCGCAGAUCAGAAAAACCCUGAUUUGAAUCUCAAGGUUCUCUGCGGCGUUUAUACACCAGAGCAGUUGGCGGUCAUGAGCUCCGCUGAUCUGGCCUCUGACGAGAAGAAACGGAUGCGCGAGCUGCAGAAGAAAGAGAUGAUGGAGGCAUGCCAGUCCGACUGGGAGAUGAAAAAGCUCAUGGAUGGCGGCACCGACGGGGGUCAGUUCCCGUGUUUCAAAUGCCGGACAACGAAAACAGUCUACUUUCAGAUGCAGACUCGGUCGUCGGAUGAGCCAAUGACGACAUUUGUCACGUGCUUGGAGUGCGGCAACCGAUGGAAGUUCUGA